AUGAGAAAUCAGAUCUGUCAAGCAAUAGAAAAUGUGAAUUGCUUUGGACAGGAGCAGCUUACCAAGAACACUCGGAUAAAGAUCGCAAUGCUUGGGGAUGAUGGAAGAGUGGGAGCUGACGAGAAUUACACGGGAAGCCAAAUGCACUGGGGUUCUCUGAACAUUUUACUACUAAGAGGAGAUCAUGCUGUUCACUUUGUCAAGGUUGGUUGA
Molecule: messenger RNA, 213 nt
Organism: Prunus armeniaca (apricot)
Lineage: Eukaryota; Viridiplantae; Streptophyta; Magnoliopsida; Rosales; Rosaceae
Source: the annotation of a GenBank genome assembly